AUGGCAGCGGUCGCUUUCCGCCUCGCGUGGCUUCUUGUGGUCGACGUUACCCGCAUCGCUGCCAUUCGAGACAUGGAGACAUCGGAGACAUCGGAGACAGCUUCAGCAGCUUCAGAUCUCGUUGAGGCCUUGGAGAACAGGGAAAACCGAGGCUUUUCUGCUGGUCCUCCAGUGGAUUUGGACGGAACAGUUGCCAAGAAAGGAUGGGAAUGCGGAAAGCCGGAGAAGGAUGUCCCAAAUCGAGAGUUGGUGAAGAAUGCCAAGAGAAAGGCCCAGUACUUGAUCUACAAAUGGCUGAAGAAAGAGGUGUGCCCUCUUCAGCACUCGCAAUUUUGGCGCGCCAUGCGGCCUUGGGAUAACGGCAAACAGGAGCGCGGUGAGCUGUGCAAGUCGACCAUCACUGAUGCUGAAGAUUCCCUGGGCUGCAUGCACUUCAAGUGGGAGUUGGACGAAGGAAACUGCGGAUGGCACGAUGGCAGGGACCGCCGAGGCCGUCCAAGGAUUUUCCCAACCAUCAGAGGAAAGGCAACGGUACUUUGCAGUGAUAUCAUGAAUGCGACAGUUCUCAAGUCCUACCCCCUUGAUCACUGGUAUGACAGCGACAACAUUGCUUGGUUUCACGUUUGA
Messenger RNA from Cladocopium goreaui, 627 nucleotides. The record is from the annotation of a GenBank genome assembly. Lineage: Eukaryota; Dinophyceae; Suessiales; Symbiodiniaceae.